UUGAGUGCGUUGUUGGAUCUGGGAGGUCGGGAAGUCCAAGGCCGUUGAAAGAUAGUCGUGUUUUAAAGUAUCCCUGUUCGCGUGAGGGGAGUGACGAGCGUGCGUGGUCAGCAUAAAGCUUCAUACACAUCCUCUGCGUGGACAAAAUGCCCUCAAAGCAGAGGAAAGUUGCUGUGUUGGGGUUCCGUUCAGUCGGUAAAUCGUCCUUGUCCAUUCAAUUCGUCGACAACCAGUUCGUGGACUCGUACGACCCCACUAUUGAAAACACGUUCUCUAAGGUGGUGAAGGUGCGCGGCCAAGAGUACGAGAUCAAGAUCGUGGACACGGCCGGCCAGGACGAAUGCUCCAUCAUGCCUUCCCAGUACACCAUGGACGUCCACGGCUACGUCCUCGUCUACAGCAUCAACUCGCACAAGAGCUUCGAGGUGCUCCGCUCCAUCCACGACCGGCUGCUCGACCUCACGGGCAAAGUCAAUCUGCCGAUGGUGCUCGUUGGCAACAAGACUGACCUGCACCGCGAGCGCGAGAUCUCGUUCGAUGACGGCAAGCGCCUGGCCGACUCGUGGGGCGCCCUCUUCCUGGAGACGUCUGCCAAGCGGAACGAGUCGGUGUCCGACAUCUUCAACCAGCUGGUGGUGGAGAUGGAGCGGGCCGACGGCAACGCCCCCAAGGACUCGUCCUGCGCCGUGCAGUGAAGCCGGCGCGCCGCCGGGCGCGUGGCCCCAUGUAGCGGGCGGGGGAAACCGGGCUGGGAUGACACGGCGCCUGGCGCCGGCCGGGCGUGCCGAUCAAGCUGGCCUUAUCGCCGCGUCUGCGCGCGACGGGUGCUCCUGACGGCCGGCGCGGGUGUGGCUGGUGAGACAGGUUGGCGCACAAGUAUUGCAAUGAGUGUAACGCGCCAGGCAAUAACGAUUUCCGUGUGUGGUGAUGACGAGUGGGUCCAGUUUCUUUGCGUCACGCUUUGCCACUGCACACCGGCGGCCGGACGCGGCAAGGCUGGGUUUAUGUACUGAUAUCGAAUCCAUUGUACAGACUUCGCUCUUUCAUAGCUGUAUAUACAUAUGUACCCGUGUACAGUGACGUUGAAAUUCUGAUUGAGCCAUUGAUGUUAAUUUUAUAGUACGAGGGGUACCGGUGGCUCGGCGCCGGGCAGGGAUCCGCAGCGUCCCGAUCUGCAUGUGCCCUACAAUGGCAAGGUGUUCGCUCCUGUCAGCCUGAGUGGUCAGGGAUUACCUCCAGAUGUCGAUGGCGAGAGGCUGGUACACGCAUAGUAGUAUGAAUAAAUGGCUGAGGACACGUCA
Pollicipes pollicipes is the source of this 1301-nucleotide messenger RNA. RefSeq names its product GTP-binding protein Rheb homolog. Gene Ontology annotation, molecular function: GTPase activity; GTP binding. NCBI's taxonomy places the organism in Eukaryota, Metazoa, Arthropoda, Thecostraca, Pollicipedomorpha, Pollicipedidae. Gene Ontology annotation, biological process: signal transduction. Gene Ontology annotation, cellular component: membrane. The record is from RefSeq and is a predicted model, not a curated record. The transcript is spliced from 6 exons. The coding region runs from base 147 to 695 and encodes 182 amino acids.